Hypanus sabinus (Atlantic stingray) is the source of this 4488-nucleotide messenger RNA. RefSeq names its product zinc finger protein 420-like. The record is from RefSeq and is a predicted model, not a curated record. NCBI's taxonomy places the organism in Eukaryota, Metazoa, Chordata, Chondrichthyes, Myliobatiformes, Dasyatidae. The transcript is spliced from 4 exons. The coding region runs from base 827 to 2470 and encodes 547 amino acids. Gene Ontology annotation, molecular function: DNA-binding transcription factor activity, RNA polymerase II-specific; RNA polymerase II cis-regulatory region sequence-specific DNA binding. Gene Ontology annotation, biological process: regulation of transcription by RNA polymerase II.
UCCAGGUUGGGGCCUGAUGUUUUUCGUGCUUUGCGUAAGUGGGUCGUCGGUGGGAUUGGGAUCGGGAUCGGGAGGGGUCUUACCACCCCCUGAGGCGGGGAGCCUGGAACGUUUUAUUCUCUGUGGGACAACACCAACAAUUUCUCUUCGUUAGAGCUGCGGUGAGAGAUUUAUUGCAAACCACAACUGAAGACGAGGGAUCAGGAACAAGCGAACCAGCCUGAGGACUUAGGGCUUCAACUGGAGAGGACCCAUCUGACUCGGAGAUUCCAGUGAUUCAGUCAGGACAAAGUUUGAAACUUGGAGAAGGAUGUCUGAGAAACGGAAUGAGAGAGCUGCGGGAGCCAUUUUCACUUUUUCUUCUCAUCGGGGUUAAGAGAUGAGAAGACUUCACAGGCGUGUGAUGUCGGGCAGUGAAGCGUGGAAGAUUUAAAAGGUUAAAAAUGACAAGGAAUUCAUCUGUGGGAAUCGUGAACACAACACACCAGUUUUGCUGUCUCUGUCCACGUAUAUAAGAAGUGAAGCAAGGGAUUCACUCGAUCAUCCUUCCUGCUCAGUCUGUGGGGAGGGAUUUGCUCGAAAAUCUGACCGACUGGCAUGCCCAUCAUCUUACACAGGGGGGAAUCAAUUCACCUGCUCAGGCAGUGGGAAUGGAUUCAGUUGGUCAUUUCAACUGAAGGUGCAUCAACGAGUACCAUUUACCUGUUCUGUGUGUGAGAAGGGAUUAAGUGGGUCAUCCCUCCAGUGGACACACCAGUCAUUUCACAUUGGGCAGAGGCUGGACAUCUGAAUUUAUGGGGAAGGAUUCACUCGAUCAUCUGUCCUAAUGGCUCACCAGCGAGUUCACACCAGGGAGUGGUCGUUCACCUGCUCGGACUGUGGGAAGGGGUUCACUUGCUUAUCUAAACUGAAGGUACAUCAGCGAGUUCACACUGGGGAGAGACCAUUCACCUGCUCAGACUGUGGGAAGGGAUUCACUCAGCCAUUUCACCUCCAGAGACACCAGUCAGUUCACACUGGUGAGCGGCCAUUCAUCUGCUCAGUCUGUGGGAAGGGAUUCACUCAGUCAUCUCAUCUGAAGGUACAUCAGCUACUUCACACUGGAGAGAAGCCGUUCAUCUGCUCAGACUGUGGGAAGGAAUUCAUUCGGUCAUCCGACCUUCUGGCACACAAGUCACUUCACACUGGGGAGAGUCCGUUCACCUGCUCAGAAUGUGGGAAGGGAUUCACUUGCUCAUCCCAACUGCAGGUACAUCAGCGAGUUCACACUGGAGAGAGGCCAUUCACCUGCUCAGACUGUGGGAAAGGAUUCACUCAGUUAUCCCAACUGCAGGUACAUCAGCGAGUUCACACUGGAGAGAGGCCAUUUACCUGCUUAGACUGUGGGAAGGGAUUCACUCAGUCAUCUAAACUGAAGGUACAUCAGAGAAUUCACAGUGGUGUGAGACCGUUCACUUGUCUAGACUGUGGGAAAGCAUUCACUCAGUCAUCGGAUCUACUGGGACACCAGUCAGUUCACACUGGGGAGAGGCCGUUCAUCUGCUCAGAAUGUGGGAAGGGAUUCAAUCGGUCAUCCGAACUGAAGAUACAUCAGCGAGUUCACACUGGAGAGAGGCCGUUCACCUGCUCAGACUGUGGGAAGGGAUUCACUUGUGCAUCUAACCUGAAGGUACAUCAGCGAGUUCACACUGGUGAGAAGCCAUUCAGCUGCUCAGACUGUGGAAAGGAAUUCACUCGCUCAUCUGAACUGAAGAUACAUCAACGAGUUCACACUGGAGAGAGGCCUUUCAGCUGCUCAGACUGUGGGAAGAGAUUCACUUCCGCAUCUAACCUGAAGGUACAUCAGCGAGUUCACACUGGCGAGAAGCCAUUCACCUGCUCAGAUUGUGGGAAGGGAUUUACUUGCUCAUCUGAACUGAAGGUACAUCAGCGACUUCACACUAGGGAGAGGCCGUUCACCUGCUUAGACUGUGGGAAGGGAUUCACUCAGUCAUCUAACCUGAAGGUACAUAAGCGAGUUCACACCGGGGAGAGGCCGUUCACCUGCUCAGACUGUGGGAAGGGAUUCACUCAGCCAUAUCAACUGAAGGUACAUCAGAGAGGUCACACUGGGGAGACGCCAUUCACUUGCUCAGACUGUGGGAAGGGAUUCACUUGCUCUCCUAAACUGAUCGUACAUCAGAGAAUUCACACUGGAGAGAGGCCAUUCACCUGCUCAGAUUGUGGCAAGGGAUUCACUCGGUCAUGUCAACUACAGAGCCACCAGUCAGUUCACACUGGAGAGAAGCCAUUCAUCUGCUCAGAAUGUGCGAAGGGAUUCAGCCAGGCAUCUCACCUACUGAGGCACCAGUCAGUUCACACUGGAGAGAGGCCAUUCACCUGCUCAGACUGUGGGAAGGGUUUCACUAAAUCAUCUAAACUGAAGGUACAUCAGCAAGUUCACACUGGGGAGAGGCCAUUCAUCUGCUGAGACUGUGGGAAGGGAUUCAUUUGGUCAACUCAACUACAGAGACACCAGCGAGUUCACACCGGGUAGCGGCCAAUCUCCUGCUUAGACUUUGGGAAGAGAUUCUCUCAGCCAAAUCAAUCAAAUGUGCAUCAUUGAGUUCACAUUGGGGAGGGACCAUUCACCUGCUGUGAAUGUGGGAAACAAUUCGCUCAGUCAUCUAACCUUAUGUAACUCUUGUUUUGGCUAGCAGCUUAAUAGAGUGGGUGACAGCCCCCCCAGCCCAGUCAAACUUAAGAAAUCUCAUUUGGGUGGAUGCUGCACAAUGCGUCCCCUGUUACAAAUCAGUUACCCAAAGUAAUAAAGUGUACACAAUAUGCAAUUAAACAAUUGAGCUUUAUAAUUCUUACUUUGACAAUAGGGUUAGUGAAAUAAACAAAAAUGAUAAAGGGACCACUCUCGCCAUUUGCUUGUGCCACACUGCUGGCACACUGGGGAGAAAGUUUCAAUCAGCUGCAUUCUGGAUAUUUGUCCAUCAUUUUUGUUGAAUGCAAUUUUGAGAAUGGCUGUCAGUGCUGAACUGUGCAAUUAUUGCUGCUACUCACCACACCCAGUUCUGCACCCUGGUCACUGGGCAUGGGAGGAGUUUCUUCUGCAUGUUCAUCUUUAAUGCAACUGGAGUUUAAUAUUCUGAAUCUGUGACAAAUAAAUCAGUUCUAUUUUAAAUUCUGGCUCUGGUACUUAGCAAAUUACACACCUAGUGUAUAGUAGAGAGUCAACUCAGGCUGGCUCCACUCUGACAGUGAUUCUGUUCCACAGCAUUCCUUUUAAAUCCUCCCCUGUUGUUCCCAUCUCACUCUCCCUGUGGUGAUGGGUUCUAAACAGUCAGCACUCUGUGAAUGCAAAUUCCCUUGCAUUUUCUGCAGACUGAAGAAGACGAGCUGACUGCAGUUCUCUCUGACAUGUUCUUCACCCCUUAAAUUUCUGGGCUGAUGGAGAAUGAUAUUGGGAGUUACUCCUUAUUCAGGGCUCAUUUCCAUAUUAUGAGUCAUCUUCCCUGCUUCUGAAGGGUUGUUGAAAACACCACUGUUCGCUGAAGACUGCAAGCAGGAUGGGAAACCAUUAGUUGGAUAUUCAACAGAGCAGGGUCGGAAACCAGAGGCGGGUCCACACAGGACAGAGUUUGGGGAUCUGGAUGAUGGUUAGGGUAAGAACAUAUGAUGAAGAGAAGGGAAUCAGCAGCAGGACAUGGCAGCAAAUCACAGAAUAGCAACAUUUGGAAGCUGACUGGCAGAGAAAAUUUUUUGUCUGACUGAUGACACAAACAAUGCCUGUGGUGAUGUGCUCCACUGGUUGGGAGCAUGUGUGUUUUUCGAUGGUUAUAUCUAUUGAGGAAGUUGUUCCUGCUUGUUUAUCCUGUGAUAUUAUAUCUGAAUGUUUAUUAUGGAUUGUCUUCUCUGAAAUAAUGUAUUGAUUAUCAUAUGAUUUGUAAGAUCUUGAACCGAAAACUGGAUCACGCUUGAAUUUAUGAUGCCUUUAUGAAGUGAUGUAGGGCAUAAAUCAGUUUGUAUUUUAAAGCAAGGUUGUGGUAAAUGAUAUUUGCCACUUAACUAAUCAGAUUGAGUUAAACUGCUGCAGGUUCUUGGAAUAUGUUGGAUUGUGUCUGGUUUCAACUGGCAUUUUCUGCAUUUAUUGCCUUGUUUAUUUGUAUUGUAUAACAAUUUUUGAUUUUUUUUCGUACUUUCUGUUUUAAUUGUUGUCCUGUAUGAACCCCUCUGUUUCUGGGAAGUGGUCUUCAGCUCUCAGUCAGGUGCUUGAUGCUUCUUUGUCACGAUCUGAUCUGCUCAGAUCGUUGGGAUGUCUCCCAUGGAGGGUUAUACUCAUUCCACUGGUUAAUGUUUUCUUCCAUAGUGAUGGUUCAUUUUUCUGAGUUAGCCUCCCAUUUAAGUUUUCUGUCUGUAUUUCUUAUUACGAUUGCAUAUACACACACAGAGUGCUGAAUCCUGUUCAUUUUUAAUGAAAAUAUAUACUUAUAAGUUUUA